CUUGGUUCAAGGGGGCAGAAGGGGUCGCUAUGGGUCCCAGGCGGUGCCUAGGGGGGCUCCUGGGGGGUCUGCUUUUUUUCUGGGGGGCCACAGGAGGAGGAGGAAGAGCAGCUGCCGCGCAAGAGGCUCCCUCCCACCUCUUUUCGGAGGUCUUCUCCUGCCAGCCGGACUCCCCCUUCUUAGGCCUGGCCCAGACUCUGGACGAUGAGCCGCUCUUCUGGUUCGACUUCCCGCGGUCCACCUGGCAGCCCCGGCUGCCCGACUUCCAGCCCGAGGAGAGGAACCGGACGCCCCAGGUUCGAAUCUUGAAGCUGGCCCAAGUCUGCAAGGCAGCGCUGGACAACCUCACCGAAGUCUCCGAGGCGGGCGCCCACAUGCCGGAAGCCAAAGGCUCCCCCCAGUUGGAGGUCUUCACCCUGCAGCCACUGGAGCUGGGCCGGCCGAACACCUUGGUCUGCGCGGUCAGCAACCUCUUCCCGCCUUCGGUCAAGCUCAGCUGGCAGCUGGACGGGGAGCCCCUGCCGGAUGAAGGCCCUGGGCCCCAGGGCCUCCAGAUCUACCCGGUCCUGGGCCUUGGCUUCCAGGCCUUCUCCUACUUGGAGGUCACCCCACAGCAGGGCCAGGUCUACAGCUGCAUCGCCAUGACCCCCCGGGACACGGCCACCAGCGUGGCCUUCUGGGUCCCCAAGGACCCUAUCGACCCUGAACUCCUGGCGAACGUCCUUUGCGGCCUGGCGUUUGGUCUGGGCAUCCUCUUCACCAUCGUGGGAGCCGUCCUCCUCUUCCUCACCUUCCGGCUCAGGGAAACAGAGUGAUCUGUCCUGAAGGCCUGACAAAGACCCCCAGAGGAGGAGAAGCGGCCGCUUCAGGGACCCCCAACCCUGCCCCUGGUACCAACCCACUGUGGGCAGGGUGGGUGUAUUUUGUGGCCCCAUGCUGUGAGAUUGAGGUGCCCUCAUCCUGGCCCCCCCACUUGGCCCCGGGGUCACUCUGUCCCUUGCCCACCUCAAGAGAGGUCCCCUGCCAAACCAUCCUCUCUUCUUCCUCCAGAUUUGGGGGGCUUCCUGUCGACCCUCCCUCUGUGCCCCCUCCAAACCCCAAUUUCUGGCUGCUCUUCAAAGCUGUUGCACCACAGAGAGGAAUCCACAUUUGGAAGUGAGAUUCCCAAUGAAUCCUCUUCCAUCCCGCUUUCUCAGAAGCUUUUUAAAUGUCCUGGUUUCUCUAAAGGCACCAGACUCCCUUCUGAUUUUGGGAGCUAAGCAGGGUCAGCCUUGGACAGCCCUUGGAUGGGAGGCCACCAAGAAAUCACCAGUGCUUUCAGGCUUUAUUUCAGAGGAAAGAACUGGCAAAACCAUCUCUGAGAGGCAUCCCUGGCCUAAGGAAACCCUCAUAAAAAACCAUGGAGUCACCAUAAAUUGAAGGCACAAAAUUCACACACAGAACCUGGAUCCAGAAAGAUACCAGGCAAUUGAACUUAAUAAAAUACUUGGAAACCA
Sceloporus undulatus (fence lizard) is the source of this 1496-nucleotide messenger RNA. Its product is annotated as HLA class II histocompatibility antigen, DM alpha chain. Lineage: Eukaryota; Metazoa; Chordata; Lepidosauria; Squamata; Phrynosomatidae. Gene Ontology annotation, molecular function: MHC class II protein complex binding. The transcript is spliced from 5 exons. The record is from RefSeq and is a predicted model, not a curated record. Gene Ontology annotation, biological process: antigen processing and presentation of exogenous peptide antigen via MHC class II; peptide antigen assembly with MHC class II protein complex; positive regulation of T cell activation. Gene Ontology annotation, cellular component: membrane; MHC class II protein complex. Bases 30 to 815 code for a protein of 261 amino acids.